AUGAAGUCCUCUAUCGCCUCCCUUCUUGGAUCCGCAGCCCUGGCGGCUGCCCACGGUUACGUCUCUGAUGGUCUCAUCGGUGGCACCAACUACACCUUCUACCAGCCCUACCAGGACCCGUACACGAGCCCGGCCCCCGAGCGUAUCUCCCGUCCCAUCCAGGGCAACGGCCCCGUUGAGGACCUGACCAGCAUCGACCUCCAGUGCGGUGGCUACACCGCCGGUGGCGUCAAGGGCUCCUCCCCCGCCAAGCUCGUCGCCGAGGCCAAGGCUGGUGACGAGGUCACCCUCAACUGGACUCUCUGGCCCGAGUCUCACAUUGGCCCUACCAUCACCUACAUGGCUAAGUGCGCCGGUGACGACUGCACCACCUUCACCCCCAACACCGACAAGGUCUGGUUCAAGGUUCAGGAGAGCGGCCGUGAGGGCACCUCCAACACCUGGGGUGCCACCUCCCUCAUGACCGCUGGCAACUCUGGUGUCAAGUACACCAUCCCCGAGUGCCUUGCCCCCGGCCAGUACCUCGUCCGCCACGAGAUCAUCGCUCUCCACGCCUCCUACUCCUACCCCGGCGCCCAGUUCUACCCGGGAUGCCAUCAGAUCAAGGUUACCGGUUCCGGCAGCACCAGCCCCUCUGACCUGGUUGCCUUCCCCGGUGCCUACGCCGCCACUGAUGCCGGUAUUACCUACGAUGCCUACAAGGCCCAGGAGUACACCAUCCCCGGCCCUGCCGUCUUCUCCUGCUCUGGCUCCGGUUCCGGCUCCGGCUCUGGCUCCGGCGCUGCUUCCUCCGCUGCCCCCGUUGCCACCUCCGCUGCUGCUACCUCCGCCCCGGCCGCCACCUCUGCCCCCGCCACCUCUGCCGCUGACGACGACGAGGACUGCCCCGCUGAGUCUGAGGCUCCCGUCGCUACCUCUACUGCCGCCGCCCCCGUCGCUACUCCUACCCAGGCUGCCUCCGACGAUGAGGAGGACUGCCCUGCC
Messenger RNA from Colletotrichum acutatum, 984 nucleotides. Its product is annotated as glycosyl hydrolase family 61-domain-containing protein. The record is from RefSeq and is a predicted model, not a curated record. The transcript has 2 exons. The annotation marks the transcript as partial. Lineage: Eukaryota; Fungi; Ascomycota; Sordariomycetes; Glomerellales; Glomerellaceae.